AUGGGAUACAAGGCCGGUAUGACCACCAUCGUCCGGGACUUGGAUAGACCUGGCGCCAAGAUGCACAAGAAAGAGAUUGUCGAAGCCGUCACCGUGAUUGAGACACCUCCGAUGAUUGUCGUUGGUCUGGUUGGCUACAUCGAGACUCCUCGCGGUCUCCGAUCCCUGACCACCGUGUGGGCGGAGCAUUUGGGCGACGAGCUCAAGCGUCGAUUCUACAAGAACUGGUACCGAUCGAAGAAGAAGGCCUUCACCAAGUACGCCAAGAAGUACUCAGAGAACAAGUCGACCUCAGUCACUCGUGAGCUUGAGCGCAUCAAGAAAUACUGCACGGUCGUCCGUGUCCUCGCCCACACCCAGAUCCGUCAGACUCCGCUCAAGCAGAAGAAGGCGCACUUGAUGGAGAUCCAGAUUAACGGCGGCAGCAUCGCUGACAAGGUCGAGUUCGGCCAUGGUCUGUUCGAGAAGCCGGUUGAGAUCGACACCAUCUUCGAGCAGGAUGAGAUGAUCGACUGUAUCGCCGUCACCAAGGGUCACGGCUUCCAGGGUGUCACCAGCAGAUGGGGAACCAAGAAGCUGCCCAGAAAGACUCACAAGGGUCUGCGAAAGGUCGCUUGUAUCGGUGCCUGGCAUCCUUCGCACGUCCAAUGGACGGUCGCCCGUGCCGGUCAAGACGGUUACCACCACCGUACCUCGGUGAACCACAAGGUCUACCGUAUCGGCAAGGGCAAUGACGAGAAGAACGCUGCCACCGAUUUCGAUAUUGUCAACAAGCAAAUCACACCAAUGGGUGGCUUCGUCCGCUACGGUGAGAUCAAGAACGACUUCGUGCUCGUCAAGGGUUCCGUUCCUGGUGUCAAGAAGAGAGUCAUCACCCUCCGAAAAUCCAUGUUCCCCCACACUUCCCGCAAGGCUCUCGAGAAGGUCGAGCUCAAAUGGAUUGACACUUCGUCCAAGUUCGGCCACGGCGCCUACCAGACUCCUCAAGAGAAGAGACAAUUCUUGGGUACGCUCAAGAAGGACCUCGUUGCUUCGUCGUAA
Molecule: messenger RNA, 1041 nt
Organism: Exophiala dermatitidis NIH/UT8656
Lineage: Eukaryota; Fungi; Ascomycota; Eurotiomycetes; Chaetothyriales; Herpotrichiellaceae
Product: 60S ribosomal protein L3
Exons: 3
Coding region: 1-1041 (346 amino acids)
Biological process (GO): translation; ribosomal large subunit assembly
Cellular component (GO): cytosolic large ribosomal subunit; ribosome
Molecular function (GO): structural constituent of ribosome; RNA binding
Source: RefSeq, a predicted model, not a curated record